AUGAGACAUGGCCAGGCCCUAAGAGGUGUGGCUUCUUAUCAGACUCCACAGCUCCAUUCACCAUAUGGACCAACUGUCGUGACUCCAUAUGAUUAUAUUUCAGAGCCUGGCCCAUCACCACUUCUUCAUGAUGCCCUACAGAACCGGUCUAAAAUGCAGAAUGUCUCAUCUUUAAGAUCCCCUCUGAUGCAACACCGUAACCCUUAUGCACCGGCUGGGCCUCAGCUCCAUAAUGCUCUUCAACAGAACCCAAACAUCCGCCAAGCAUCUUAUAGGACACCUGUGCAACUCAGCCGGUCCCCAUAUGGACCCCCACCACCUUCUUCACCAAUGCUAGGAAGUGCCCUGCAAAACUCACAAUUGAUGCAGGCCUCGUACCGUUUACCAGACGGAUCUUUGGUGUCACCAUAUGCAUCUUCCCCUUCCUCCCCAAUGCUUGGUAAUGCCUUGCAAAACCAACAACUCCGUGAAGCAUCGUACACCUUGCCUGAUGGAUCAGUUAUCAGGGACCCCCGCAUGCACCAGAGGCCCAAGUCACCUAACCUUUCAAAAGCUCUUCAGAACCGAGAUGUGAUGUCUGCUUCAUAUACUCUCCCUGAUGGCACCCUUCUAGACCCGAGACACCAACAACCUAUUUCCCCAAACCUGGCAAAGGCCCUUAGCAACCCAGCUCUGCGUGAAGCCUCCUAUUCUCUCCCUGAUGGUACUAUUGUGAUUGACCCCAGGAAACAGAAGUCACCGAACCUUGCAGCUGCACUUCGAAACCCUUAUCUGAAAAGUGCAUCUUACACCCUGCCCGAUGGUACUAUCAUCAUUGAUCCACGGAAACCUCUCUCUCCAAACCUCUCAAGUGCCCUUCAAAACUCUGCCCUGCGGGACGCCUCCUUCACUCUACCAGAAGGAGUUCAGGACCCGAAUAUACCCGUUUCACCAAAUUUGGCUAAGGCCCUCAAUAACGCAGCCUUGAAAGGAGCUUCGUACACCCUCCCAGAUGGAACGAUUAUAGUGGACCCUAGAAAACCAAAGAGUCCCGACCUGAGAGCUGCUCUGCAGAAUCCCUAUCUUAAGGGUCUGUCGUACACACUGCCUGAUGGAACCAUCAUCAUUGACCCACGGAAGCCAGUUGGCCCUGACCUGUCUAAAGCUCUUAUGAAUCAGAACCUUCGAAGCGCAUCAUACCGACUCCCUGAUGGUACCCUGGUUAUCCCCGGCCAGAAGCCCAACCUUUCAUCCGCUCUGAGGCAAAACCGGGCACUUCAGUCUACAGGUCUCUAUCAUCUAACAGAGGACUCUGUACUGUCAGGAGCACCAAAACCCACCCCUCCCAACCUUGCCUCUGCGCUCCGUAAUGAUGAACUCCGUGGUGGCAAUUUCAGAUUGUCGGAUCGCUCUGUUCUCACACGUCAGUUUCACAACCCCCGCCUGUCUGAAGCUAUCCAAAACCAGCAGCUUCGCUAUGCCUCAUACAGGGUGCCAACAGGCCUGCAGGGUGAGGAUAAUCGCUAUGCCGUGGUUCCUCCCUACGGGCCACGCUCAGGACACUGGGCCAGGGAUGCACGAGGAGGAGGGGAAGGCGGGGAAGAUGUUUGGGCAGCUGAGAGGGUGUUACCACAUGGUACGGUCCAGAAUCUGUCAAAGUGGUCCAUGUACAGAGAAGACGGUGUGUUAGAAGCAUUUUCACCAACACCUCGAUUUGUGGACGGACAGCCUCAUGAACAAGACUGGACUCCUGACAGAAAUAGAGUACCUGGUCAAAGCUGGUAUGACAAGAUCUACUCUAUCCUAAGCAUGCCCACAACAGGCCACAGGGUGAAACGCUGGGCAGAGGGGAUGGAAGACAUGACACAGCUGCCUGAGUUGAAUGAGACCACAGUUUUAAUGAACCUCAAGAAGCGCUACGACCAGGAGCUUGUAUAUACCUACAUAGGCAGCAUCCUUGUGUCAGUGAAUCCCUACAAGUUGCUCAACAUUUACGGCACAGACAUGGUGCUUCAGUAUGAGGGCCGCGGCCUGAGUGACAAUCCUCCUCAUCUUUUUGCCAUUGCUAAUCUCGCAUAUACCACCAUGAUGGAUGCCAAAAAGGACCAGUGUAUUAUGAUCAGCGGAGAAAGCGGGUCAGGAAAGACGGAAGCUACUAAACUAAUCCUGCGGUACUUGACAGCCAUACAUCACAAAGGCAACAUUACACAACAGAUAGAGAUCCUGGAGGCCACGCCCCUGUUGGAGUCUUUCGGUAAUGCCAAAACAGUGCGCAAUGACAACUCUUCACGCUUUGGCAAAUAUACGCAGAUCUACAUGGAGGAGGGUGUAAUCAGCGGUGCCAUAACGUCUCAGUACCUGUUGGAGAAGUCCCGCAUUGUCUUUCAGGCCAAAUCGGAGAGGAACUAUCACAUCUUCUAUGAGAUGUUGGCAGGUCUUCCUCCUCAUGAGAAGAGCUCACUGUAUCUGCAGGAAGCUGAGACUUACUACUAUCUAAAUCAGGGAGGGGAUUGUACCAUAGAGGGGAAAGAUGAUGGGGAGGACUUCAGACGUCUGCUGAGUGCCAUGGACAUCCUGUGUUUCACCCCAGAGGAGCUGAACGGCAUCUACAGACUGCUGUCCUCUGUCCUUCAUCUGGGGAACGUCUACUUCCAGCCACACCAGGCUGAGGGUCAGGAGGUGGCGUCGAUGGUGAGUGCGCAGGAGAUCAGGGUGGUGGCUGAGCUGCUGCAGGUCUCACCUGAAGGCCUGCAGAAGUGUGUCACCUUCAAACUGACAGAUACAGUACGGGAGAAGAUCUUCACUCCUCUCACAGUGGAGAGUGCUGUGGAUGCCAGAGAUGCUGUUGCCAAGAUCCUGUACUCGCUGCUGUUUAGUUGGCUGACAGAGCGCAUCAACGGACGGGUCUACCCUCGCAACGAAGCGCUCUCCAUCUCCAUAUUGGACAUAUAUGGAUUUGAGGAGCUACAGGUGAACAGUUUUGAGCAGCUGUGCAUCAACUACGCCAAUGAAACCUUGCAGUUCUUCUUUAACAAGAUCAUCUUCCAGGAGGAGCAGGAGGAGUACAUGCGGGAGCAGAUCCCGUGGCAGCAGCAGCCCUUCAGCCACAACCAGGCCUGUCUCGACCUCAUCGCUGCAAAGCCUCAUGGGAUACUGCGCAUACUGGACGACCAGUGUGGGUUCCCUCAGGCAACAGACCACACCUUCCUUCAGAAGUGCCACUAUCACCAUGGAAACGACCCGCUAUAUGCCAGGCCAAAGAUGCCACUGCCAGAGUUCACCUUGAAACACUACGCUGGGAAAGUCUCUUACCAGGUGCACAAAUUCUUGGAUAAGAACUUCGACACAGUCCGCCAGGAUGUUUUCGACCUCUUCAUUCAGAGCAAGAACAGAAUGGUAUCCAGUCUCUUCUUAAAGCACUCAGAGUUUGGGUCUCAGCAGCGGUCGCAGCGGCGCAGCAGCACGGCUCGGCGUUUUCAGGCCAACACGGUCAGCGCGAAGUUUCAGAGCAGCCUGCAGGAGCUGCUGGAGAAGAUGGAGAGGUGUAACCCUUAUUUUGUGCGAUGCAUCAAGUCAAACCAUCGUAAGGAGCCAGCCGUGUUUGACAUGGAGCUGGUCAACACUCAGCUUCAUUACUCUGGCAUCAUGGAGACCAUCCAGAUCAGGAAGGACGGUUAUCCAAUCAGACUGCACUUUCACAGCUUUCUCACAAGGUAUAAAGCGCUGCUUUGCCUGAAGGACACUCCACCUGCAGACGGAGAAAACUGUGUCAUCAUGCUCCACAAGCUCGGCCCGGUAAAAAACGGCUCAUAUCAGCUGGGAGUCAGUAAGAUUUUCCUGAAAGAGGAGCUGUAUCAGCUGUUGGAGGGGAAGCGGGACCGUGUGCUGAACAUCGCUGCGAUGACGCUGCAGAGAUACACCCGCGCAUGCUUUGUCCGAAAGAACUUUGCCAAGUUACGGCGCCGCAUGUUUCUGUUUGGAGCUCGCUGCAAAGGAUACCUGGCCAGGAAAAAGCUUGCUCUGAGGAGAAAGUACCUCAUCAGGCUCCGCUCUAUCGUGCUGCUCAUUGUCAACCGCCAGCGUUACGUGAGGACAGUGCUGGAGCCUGCAAGGAAAGCAGAGGAGGAUCGCAUCAACAGAGAAGUGGUGAAUGUCACAACGCUGCCUAUUCCUGCUGAGCUGGCACUUCUGCUACAGGCGGCCUCAGGUGGUGAAGAGCUGCAUUCUGACUGCUUGGCGGUGGUGCAGGCUCCAAAAGUUCAGGUUGACCCCCAGCUGACCCUUCCCCUGGACAUCAACAACUACCUCAUGACACACUACAUCCGGGCCAUAUUUAGGGAGCCGUUGUUUGGGAUGCUGACAGCCCCGCUGGAGAGUUCACUGAUUCGAACGGAUGAGGAGUUAAGACAAGGAGCUCUGAACGUUUUCAUUCUGAUACUGAGAUUUAUGGGUGACCCAAACUUGAAUGGAGCUCAGGAGAAUCUAUUUGGGAACUACAUCAUCCAGAGAGGACUCGCCAAUCCCAGCCUGCGAGAUGAGAUCCUGGCUCAGGUAGCCAAUCAGGUGUGGAGGAACCCUAACAUUUUGAAUUCAGAGCGUGGUUGGCUCCUCCUGUCCUCCUGCCUCUCCGCCUUCCUGCCUUCUCAACGGCUGACCAAGUACUUGCUGAAGUUUGUGUCUGAUUACGGGCCGGAGGGCUACGACUGUGUGUGUCAGCACCGUCUGCUUCAAGCUCUGCAGCGGUUAAAUGUCGGGCCGGAGUAUGUCCGCACGUAUCCACCCUGCCUUCUGGAGUGGACCGCCAAUCGCAAGAGAGCGCACACUGUUCUGCACAUACACUGCUUCGAUGGUGUGUCCUUCCUGUGUCCUCUACACUCCUGGACAACAGGGGAGGAAAUGGCUAAAGACAUCUUAAAACACAGGGGUGUGACGGAGGGCCGUCGGGGCUGGUCGGUGGUGCUGAAGGAGCCGGCGCAGUGGGUGGAGCUGGAGGGCUCAGACUACGUUCUGGACUUGAUGUCGGACCUGGAGCUUCCUGCUGACUUCCCCAAACACAGCAGCUACUUCAUCAUCUCCGCACAGGAACCGACCCGAGUGCGGACCAAUGCCAGCAUAAGCCUGUUGGGUGGUGGCUUUGACAAGAAGGAUGAUUUCAUACCUUCAGCCUUACCUGGCUAUGAUGGACAAGACUUUGAGCCUCAGAGAGGGAUGGAUCGUUAUCUGGACAGCCUGUUUGACCCUGUGCUGUCUGAGGGGACUGGAGAAGCAGAAUCAGCCGCAGGACUGUCCAGCAGGAUGAAGGGGGCUGGGGGGGUUGGAGGCGGGUGGCAGCAGCAAGGACAGUCAACCGGCCCCCCACCUCCACCUGGAGCUGUGAGAGUCCUUCCUGUGGGAGGCGUGAUGUCACCUCCUCUCGCUGCCGUGGCACCUGUAACACCUGAUGCCCAGCAGGCUGUUUUGUCCCGGCAGCAGCAGGCGAUCGUGAACCAGCAGGCCAUCAUCAUGGCCCAGCAGAUGACCAUGCAGGCCAUGGCCAUGACGAGCCCCCCUACUUCCCCAAUCACAAGCCCCCCCAUGAGCCCUAUACUCACACACCCUCCCAGCCCGUAUGCACCUGCCAGCCCCUACGGCUCCAUACCCCCAAGUCCAUAUGCUAACAUUCCACCCAGCCCCUACGCUAACUUCACCCCCACCCCUUACGGUGCAGCAGACAUCCAGCACAGGCAUCCCUACUCCCCCCCUUCUAGACAUGAACAAACUCCCUCACACCCUCCUGCGGACCCCAGGACUCGACCCGAAGCUCGGCCUCAGCCCCAGACAUACUCCUCCAAAACUGAGCCGACACAGCCCCAGGCUAACGCUUCUUCACGGGUUCAGUCAGGUAAGGACAGUGGCUCUCGGAGGAAGGCUCCAGGCAUCCCCAUAAACAAGGACAAACCAGUCAGGAAGUUUGCCCCAGUGGUGACGACUCCUCUGCCCCCUGCUGGCGAGGUGGUGAAGUUCUCAGCAGGUCGCACCACAGAGCACAUCCUCCCCAGCCAAGAUGUGCAAGCAAUCAUCAAAAGAUACAACUCCCCACCUCCAUCGGAUGACAUGCUGCUGCAAGAAAAGAGGAGAGGAGAGGGGAGGUUUAGGAAGAAGCAAACCCCUCGGGAUGAAGCUUUACAGAUCCUCAAACCUCAGAUGGAAAACCCACCGGCUCCACAGCCCAAACGUCCUGCUGCCCCCUCACCAUCUGCGUCUGCAAUUAAAGAAGCGGGAUUUAAACCCACCAAGAGCACGAAGACAAGAACACCUCAACGUCCUCUCCCCCUUCCUCCUCCAGUUUCUCGAGAGCUUCCGGUAGAGAUUGAGACCAUCCAGACACAACUUCAUCAGAGAACCAAUGAGGAGCACUACACCUACACCAACGUUCCCUGGAGGCUGUACCUCAGGAAGGAGGUUUUUUAUCCGAAAGACAGCUUCAACAAUCCUCUGGUGCUGGAUCUCAUUUUCAAACAGAUCGUGAACGACACUCUGUCAGAGGCCUGUGUUCGCAUCACGCGGGAUGAAAGGCAGAAAAUGAAGGGCCUUUUCGCUAAACACGCGGUUGAACAGAAUAUGGAUCCUGUGGAGGAGCACGUGAAGAAAACUAUCGUCACGGCUGCCAGGGAAACCUGGGAGAUUUACUUCUCCCGUCUGUUCCCUGCAUCGGGCAGUGUGGGAACAGGUGUGCAGGUGUUGUCCGUGUCCCACAGCGGUAUAAAGCUGUUGAAGACCGUAAAAAGCAGCGCUGCAGCUCCAGACUACUUCAGAGUCUUACGACCAUACACCUAUGCAGACAUCCUGUUUGUAACCAUCCCCUCUGAGAACAUGCUGGAGUUUAAUCUGACCAACGAGAAACUGAUCCUGUUCUCAGCCAAGGCUCCGCAAGUCAAACAUCUCAUAGACACCUUCAUCAAUGAGAUCAAAAAGGACUCAGAUUAUGUGAUCGCAGAGCGACACUUUGUGACAGACGAUCGCUCGAUGCUCAGUUUUCACAAAGGUGACAUCAUCAGGCUGCAGGUUAUGGACGGGCUGGAGAAGGGUUACAACUACGGCUGUGUGGUGAGGAAGAAGGUGGUGUUUUUGGAGGAGCUGAAAAGAGAAACUCAAGACUUUGGUUGGAAGUUUGGUGCUGUGUUCGGCCGCUCUGGAGCGUUCCCAGCCGAGUGUGUCCAUGCCGUCGCUCCUCCUGACUUCCUGUCGCUGCCGCUGGACCGCAAGUCCGAGCCUCGAGGAGGAGCAGGCCAGUUUAAUGUAUCAUCAGCAGUCGCAGUUGCCGUGGCAUCCACCAUGGCUGCACAUGAGAUAGAUCAAACGAUUGAGAAGGUUUCCCUUGACGGCUUUGCUGAAGGAGAUCUGGAUGAGAGGGCUCUUCAGGACAGUAAAUAUGACAUGUUGGAGUUCGCCAAGAAGUACUUCAGACAGGGAAACAACAUGAAGGGAGAUUCCAUGAAGGGCAAAAGCAAGAACAGAGACUCCAGAGAGCCGACUGAAAUGAUCAAGUUCUCCAAGACUCCUCUGACUGAGUCUCUGAUAGAGUUUACGGACAUGGCCAUGAACAGGGUGGCAGCUGAUCUCUUCCUGUCGGUGAUGCGUUUCAUGGGUGACGCUCCCUCAAGAGGAUCAACAGAACAGGAAGUGAUCACUACUUUCCUCAAGCUCAUAGGAGAGUUCACCUUGAUGCGGGAUGAGGCUUAUUGCCAACUCCUCAAACAGCUUACGGCUAACACCAGCUCCAAACCUGAUAGUUGCCAACGAGGCUGGAGGCUGCUGUACAUCCUGACCGCCUUCCAUCGCUGCUCUGAGGUCCUCAAGCCCUUCCUGCUGAAGAACCUGCAGCAGGCGUCCCGCAGCGCAGGGGUGCAGUAUCAGGGCAUCGCUAAAGCAUGUGAGCAGAACCUGAAGAAGACGUUUCAGUACGGCGGCCGUGUCGUUCCUCCCAACAGCAUGGAGCUGAAGGCGGUGAUGGCCGGACGUAGUUCAAAACGUCAGCUGUUUCUAUUUCCUGGAGGCAUUGAACGUCACGUGAAAAUCAAAACGUGUUCUGUUGCUCUGGAGGUGAUUGAGGAGCUGUGUUAUGAGAUGGGUUUACACAAACUGGAGGCCAUGGAGGAAUAUGCCAUAUUUCUAGUCACUAACAGAGGUCAGAAUGUGCGUCCCCUGAACAAACACGAGUACAUCCUGGACGUUGCGACAGAGGCGGAGUUGGUGGACACGAGCUACAGCUUCUGGUUCAGACGAGUCGUCUGGACUCAGCCGCUCAAGUUUGAGAACGAGCUCUGCGUCGCCAUGCACUAUAACCAGAUCCUGCCAGAUUACCGUAAAGGCCUGCUAAAUAUUCUUCCACCUGGGAAAGUGAGCGAUCAACAGUUUCAUCAGAUCUCCAAACUGGCAGCUCUGCAGCACAGAACCAAAGACAUCCUCUUCGUCCCCACCAUACAUGAACUAUCGGAGUACAUCGCUCCACCUCUGUUCAAAAAGCAGCCACCCCAGCAGUGGGUUACCAUGUUGACGCAGCACAUGCAGCAGGUGCAGGCCCUGAACCCACACCAGGCCAGAGCGCAGUUUAUGGGGCUGAUCAGUGCAUUCCCCAUGUUCGGCUCCUCGUUCUUCUACAUCCACAGCAGCAGCUCCACAACCUUCUACGCCCCCUGCAUUGUAGCUGUCAAUCAACAUGGCUUCCACUUCCUGCACAAAAACACACACGAGCUGAUGGCAAUGGUCCCCCUGGUGGAGGUGCAGUCGAGCCGCACCCAGAGGCCCACUGCUGGUUCCAGUUACCCGUAUGUAGAUCUCACGCUGGGGGACACUAACACACAGCGGGUCGUUCAGCUGCAGCUGGAGCAGGGCCUGGAGUUGUGUCGAGUCAUCGCCAUGCAGGUGGAAAACAUGCUGUCUGUGCGCGAGAGGAGACUCACCCUGCCUACCAGCGAGAUCACCAUGUUAUAACCCGUUUUAUACUAUUGUUAUAGUAACACUUUCUUCAUUGUACGCACAUGCAGUGGUGGAAAGUACAUUUACUCAAGAACAGUAUUUUUUGGAGGUACUUUAACAGUUCUUGAGUAUUUCAAUUGUUUGAUAACUUUAUAGGUUCAAAUUAAUCAAACAACAUAUGACCAGAUACGAAAAUAAGAUUUGCAUUAAGGAGGAAAUGAAACCAAGCAGCUUUUACAGUACAAAAUAGGCCAAGAUGCAACAUUAAAGAUCUACACAAAAAUGCAUCAAUGAUUAAAUAUAAUUUUGUUUCCGGAUUGGACCAUUCUGCAUAUUUAGUACUUUAAUUUGUUGGUACUUUGUGUAUAUUUUUUAUGCAAAAACCGUUGUACUUCGAUUUAAGUACGAAUUUUAAUGCAGGACUUUUACUUGUAACCGAGUACUUCUACAAUAUGGUAUUACUACUUUUAAUUAAAGACCUAAGUACAUCUUCCACCACUGCACAUUUGUAUGAACACAUGGACAAAACCGUUAUUAAGAGCCUACCUCUUCUUGCCUCCAGGUGUUUUAAUUUGAUAUGAAUCAUGCAUAAUUGUAGCCUGAAGCCAGUUUCCCUUUUACUUGACAACAUUAACAGAACACAUUGCAUCAGUGAAUUACUAGUUUUAAAGUGUACAGAUACUAGUAAAGAACAGUGGUGACGUUUAACAGGCCUGUGGCUUGUCAUUACAAUGUUUUUAAACUGAUAUGUAACAUGUUUUUUAUUUUUGUAUUGUUACUGUUUACUGUAAAACAUUGUUGUUUUUAACGAACACUAAUGCAUCAACUUUCUUGUUUUGUAAAGAAUAUUUUAUUAAAAUAAAACAAGCUAUUUUAAAGAGAGCAUUAUGA
Messenger RNA from Trematomus bernacchii (emerald rockcod), 9828 nucleotides. RefSeq names its product unconventional myosin-XV-like. Gene Ontology annotation, cellular component: cytoskeleton; myosin complex. The record is from RefSeq and is a predicted model, not a curated record. Gene Ontology annotation, molecular function: ATP binding; cytoskeletal motor activity. The coding region runs from base 1 to 8952 and encodes 2983 amino acids. Lineage: Eukaryota; Metazoa; Chordata; Actinopteri; Perciformes; Nototheniidae. The transcript is spliced from 73 exons.